This is a messenger RNA of Prorocentrum cordatum, 399 nucleotides long. The record is from the annotation of a GenBank genome assembly. NCBI's taxonomy places the organism in Eukaryota, Dinophyceae, Prorocentrales, Prorocentraceae.
GGAGCUGGGCGCAGGAGUCCGAGCGGCAGGAGUGGUUCGACAUGAUGCACGAGAUGGCGGAGAAUCAGCACAUCGUGCGAUCCCUGGCCGUCUUUUACCCGUUCGUGACGCUGACAGCACUGUUCAAGCCGUUCUCUGGUCAGCCCAGACUGGCGCUCAUGGUGAACACGCUGACCAGAUCGGCCAGCGACCUCGCGCACUUCCUGGUGGUCUUUCUCACGAUCUGCUUCAUCUACAUCGUUGCCGCGAUGCUGCUCUUCGGCCAGGAGAUUAAUUCUUUCUCAAGCUUCUGGAGGGCCACCAUCGCUGUGUUCCAGUGUCUGGUCGGCGAUGUCGAUUGGGAGGAGAUGAUCAAAGUUGGAAGGGCCGAGGCCGUCGUCUGGUACAUCUCGUUCCAGG